Messenger RNA from Sesamum indicum (sesame), 1559 nucleotides. Its product is annotated as mannan endo-1,4-beta-mannosidase 7. Gene Ontology annotation, molecular function: mannan endo-1,4-beta-mannosidase activity. The record is from RefSeq and is a predicted model, not a curated record. NCBI's taxonomy places the organism in Eukaryota, Viridiplantae, Streptophyta, Magnoliopsida, Lamiales, Pedaliaceae. Gene Ontology annotation, biological process: polysaccharide catabolic process.
UUUUGAUUAAAGUAAAAGUAGAGACAGAAUCAUAAAUUCAAGACAUGGCAAUUACAAUAUCAAAGAGAAACUAUAGAAAACUUGUUGACAGUACAAAAAUGAAGAAUUGGGGUCUGAUAUUCUUGCUUGCUUUCUUGAUCCACACACAGAAGUCGCAUUUCCAGGCCACAGCAGAAGAUGGAUUCAUCACAGUGGAGAGAGAGCAUUUCAUCCUCAACGGCAGCCGGUAUUACGGUCACGGAUUCAAUUCCUACUGGUUAAUGUACGUGGCUUCUGAUCCAUCUCAGAGAUUCAAAAUCUCUUCUGCAUUUCAACAAGCUGCAAAUCAUGGCCUGGAAAUUGCAAGAACUUGGGCUUUCAGGGACGGCGGAUUUUCUCCGUUGCAGUAUUCUCCAGGCUCUUACAAUGAACACAUGUUCCAGGGACUGGAUUUUGUGGUGUCUGAAGCUGGAAAAUAUGGGAUUAAGCUGAUACUGAGCCUGGUGAACAAUUAUGAGGAUUCUGGAGGGAAGAAACAGUACGUGAACUGGGCAAGAAAUCAGGGCCAGAACUUAUCUUCUGAUGAUGAUUUCUUCACGAACUCAGCAGUGAAGGGGUACUACAAGAACCACAUUAAAGCUGUUCUGACAAGAGAAAACAGCAUCACGGGAAUUGCUUACAAAGAUGAUCCUACGAUAAUGGCGUGGGAGCUUAUGAAUGAGCCAAGGUGCAGCAGAGAUCCAUCAGGCAGCACCAUACAGGCCUGGAUCGCAGAGAUGGCUUCUUACCUGAAAUCUAUAGACCGUAAUCACCUGCUGGAAGCCGGGCUAGAAGGCUUUUAUGGCCAAUCAGAUGCCCACGAGCAGCAAAACAAUCCACAGUUUCAAGUGGGAACAGAUUUCAUUACAAACAACCGGAUUUCAGACAUAGAUUUUGCCACUGUUCACUCAUAUCCAGACCAAUGGUUAACCAGCCAAAGCGACGAAGCCCAGCUCUUGUUCUUGAACGAUUGGCUCAACAGCCACAUUCAAGAUGCGCAGACCGUUCUGCAGAAGCCGGUUCUGUUUGCAGAGUUUGGAAAGUCAUCCAAGGAUGCUGGAUAUGACACGUACAAGAGAGAUGACCUGUUUAAUAUGGUUUAUUCAGCAAUAUAUUCAUCGGCCGGAAGUGGAGGCGUAGCAGCCGGCGGCUUGUUCUGGCAACUUCUGACUGAAGGGAUGGAUGACUUUUCUGAUGGCUAUGAGAUUGUGUUUAGCGAAAACCCUUCGACAGCUAGUCUGAUUGCAGAUCAAUCACAGAAACUCAACAAGAUUCGCGAGAAAUAUGCAAGACUCAGAUUUUGAAGACAAUACAGGUCAGUAAUGGGCAAGACUCAGAUUUUGAAGACAAUACAGGUCAGUAAUGGCACAAAGCAUCUGUAAUAGAAAACAUGAUUACAAGAGUGUCAGUAUUAUUUCUCAAAAUCGAGAAUUCUUUUACAUGUUUACACCUCAAAGGGUAUCUGAACUGAACUAGAUUUUUAUCUUACUUAACCUAGGAAAGCCAAAAGCUCACAUUUAUUCAGGUAUUAAUGUCAAGAA